AUGUCCAACCCUUCCACCCCCUUUCCUGCUCCAUCCUGGUCCCGUCAAUUCACCAUCUCCCACUCCCCCACCUCCCUCCCUGGCGACAAGCUCCUCCUCCCCUCCUCCGCCCUUGAGGAACUCCUGGCCGCUUCUCCGGUGACUACUGGUCCCCAGCGCGGCCCCUCCACUAAUGCAUUUUCCCGCUGGGAUAGUCCGGACCGGUGGGACGCGUUCGAGAGGAGCGUCCAGAGCGGCGAAGCCGGGGGGUAUGGCACUAUUGGAGAAGAGAGGCAGAGGCAGCUACCGCACCCGCUGACAUUUCGAGUGGUGAAUCCACGGAAUGGGAGGGUGGUGUAUGCAGGGGUGAGGGAGUUUAGCGCGGAGGAAGGGACGGUGGUGGUGAGUGGGUUCCUACGCGAAGCGUUGGGGUUACGAGGGGUGGUCAAGAACAAGGAGGCGAGGAUAGAAGCGUUGCGAGGGAGAGAUGAGAACGUGGAAAUGCAAGACAGCGAAGAGGAAGAGGAAGAGGAAGAAGCAGUAACAGUCCACGCCACCUCCGUCCCCAAAGGUACCUACGUCAAAUUGCGGCCCCUGGAACCGGGCUACGAUCCCGAAGACUGGCGGGCCCUCCUCCAAGAGCAUCUUCGGUCCAACUACACCACUCUCACCAAGUCCUCCAUUCUCGUCGUUCCUAGUGGUCGACUUGUCGCUGCAACCAAUGCCGAUUCAAAUCAGCGGAGGAAAGUCAGAGAGCAGUUCCGAUUUCUCAUUGACGAAUUGAAGCCCGAGUCCGACGCCAUAUGCAUCGUCGACACGGACCUGGAAGUCGACAUCGAGGCUCUGGAUGAGGAGCAGGCACGCGAGACGCUACGACGGAUCGUCGAGAAGCGGGAGAAGAAAGGGGAAAAAGGCGGAAGCAGUGCAGGUGGAACGUUGGAUUUGUUCCGGAAGGUGGAAGGAUGGGUGAAAGAGGACGAGUAUGUGGACUAUGAGAUCCCAUCGUGGGACAGGAGCCAAGGACUGGAGAUCGAAUUGGUCGCCAACCUCGGAGUGGAAGACGCCGAAGUCGAUUUGCUGAUCAGCCCAUCUGGAGCGAGGCAAAGAGCAAGGCCACGAGAUGAUGAAUUCGUGUGGGCAGACUUGACCAGUCGCUAUCCCAAGCGAAUUCGACUGAACCCAACAAACGUCGAGCUGGAGACGGCAGAAUCGAUAUACGUAUCUGUAUACGCGUACCCCACUUCGUCAUCCUCCUAUGGGCUGCGAAGCUUUACCAUUCGCGUCCUACCCUUCGACUCGAAGUCACAGCAACCUCCAGGGACAUCGAUUAUAGCCGAGAAGACGCCAGCGCAGCCUGGAGAGGAGAUAUGCCCUAACUGCCAGAACUCGAUCCCAUCCCGCACGCUCCAUCUUCACACGUCGUUCUGCCUCCGCAACAACUGGCGCUGCCCUGAUUGCAACCGCGUGUUCCUCAAGAACUCCGAGGAAGCCUCGUCGCACUGGCACUGCGACGUUUCCAGCUGCCCGGUCGUGGACGCGAGCACAUCUCCACCAGCAUCUGCAAACGGCGACAACAUCGUAUCAAAGCAGAAACACGAUGCAUACUACCAUGAAGCCACGCGUUGUCCCGCAUGCAACGAACGAUGCACGUCGGUGUUCGAACUAGCUCGCCACCGCACUUCAACCUGUCCCUACAAAGAGAUCCUCUGCCAAUUCUGCCACCUCCUCGUCCCCCAGGGCCGCACCAUCCCGUCCUCCGACACAACCUACACGACCACCACCGAACCAUCCCAACCAUACGAUCUCCCCGCCACCAUCUCCCACGAUCUUUCCCACCCCAUCCCCGCCACCACCUCCCACGAUCUUUCCCACCCCAUCUCCCCCACCACCUCCCACGACCCUUCCCUCCCCUCUGCCCCCGCCGCCGAAGUCGCCCUCACCAACCUCACCCCUCACGAACUCUCCGAAGGCUCCCGCACCUCUGACUGCGACAUCUGCCACCGUCCCGUGCGUCUCCGUGACCUCUCCACCCACCUCCAACUCCACGCGCUGGACAACGCCGCAAAGCCGCCCCCGACCGUCUGCCGCAACGUGAACUGCGGACGCACCGUUCCGCGCGGUGCGAACGGGAUGGGCGCGGAGGUCGGGCUGUGCGAUACGUGUUUCGGGCCGCUGUAUGUCAGCCAGUAUGACCCGGAGCGGAAGGCGCUGAGUCGGAGAGUGGAGAGGCGGUAUUUGACGCAGUUGUUGGCGGGGUGUGGAAAGGGGUUUUGCACGAAUGAGUUCUGUAAGACGGGACGGGGGAAUUUGGGGAUACCGGCGAUUGGAGGGGCGAAGGAUGCGGUGGCGGCGGUGGGGGAGUUUGUGAAGGGGGUGAAGAAGGAUGGUGAAGGGGGACCGCUGCAUUUCUGUGUAGAUGAGGCGAGUCAGGGGAGGAAGAAGGUGGCAGAGGAGAAGGGGAGGGAGGUGAGCGUUGGGGGGUGGAGGAUGGAGUGGUGGGUGAAGGCGUUGGAGACGGAGAGGGGAGAUGUCAAAGGAGCAGCGAGCUGGUUGGAACGGUUUGCGCCGAGGGGCUAG
This is a messenger RNA of Eremomyces bilateralis CBS 781.70, 2556 nucleotides long. RefSeq lists its product as uncharacterized. Gene Ontology annotation, molecular function: polyubiquitin modification-dependent protein binding. Bases 1 to 2556 code for a protein of 851 amino acids. The transcript has a single exon. The record is from RefSeq and is a predicted model, not a curated record. NCBI's taxonomy places the organism in Eukaryota, Fungi, Ascomycota, Dothideomycetes, Eremomycetales, Eremomycetaceae. Gene Ontology annotation, cellular component: VCP-NPL4-UFD1 AAA ATPase complex.